AUGUGCUGUCACUUCAACAGCACCUUUAACACUCCCGGCACUUGCACGCUCGACCUCUCGUACGUGGACAGCGCCGGCAUCCUUCGGCUCAUCGACGGGGUUGACAGUGUGGGCGAACUAUGUGGUGUUCUGAAGGGUACAUUCGGCAACGAACAGUGCUACGUCAAUCUCAAGGACACGACUGCUAGUGGUGGCGGUUCAGAGGAUGUCAAGAAGGACGCUUGCGCCAAGCUGAAGGGCACAUGGGAUGGCGGCAAGUGCGAGGUAUUCGGUUUCGCCGGGUAG
Molecule: messenger RNA, 285 nt
Organism: Didymosphaeria variabile
Lineage: Eukaryota; Fungi; Ascomycota; Dothideomycetes; Pleosporales; Didymosphaeriaceae
Exons: 2
Coding region: 1-285 (94 amino acids)
Source: RefSeq, a predicted model, not a curated record